CGCUGCGACGCUCCACGUCGUCAGGGUGUAAGAGUAUUUUCUCCUUAGUUAACUCCCGUCAUGUAGUGAAGUAAUAUGUUUUAAUAAUAACAAAACACGAGGUGCCUUUAAUUGUCUAAAAACAAAAUAAAACAAAAAAAAAAUGGGCCGUCGAAACAAGUGCAAGCCGCGCAUGAUUCCCCAACAGGACAAACGUAUUUGUGGAUGUAUAUGUUUUUGCCAAUUAAUUGUAGUUUUUAGUUGUGUUUCGUUAAUUUAUUUAACUGUAGUUAUUUACAUUCCUUCCUACAGAGCUUUUCAUUCCGGAUUUGAAGAGCGGCCUGUCAUGUGCCAAACUGUAAACACAAGUAUGCUCAAUAACUGCAGCUGGGCUUCAUGUGGUGAGUGGUGUUUGACCAAAACGUCAGGAUUUUGUCCACAAAUCCAUGCGACCACUAGGCAAAACGGCACUACGAUACAAAUAUUGAAUUGUACAACUUUCCGGACAUCUCACUGUCCUCCUGCCAAUAUAAAAGAACUGAAGAAACAUAAUUGCAACAACGGAACAGAAUGUAGCUCUCUGAAGGGAUUAUUUAAUUGCUCGCUUGGUCAUUGCAUGAAUAUUUCGCAAAUUUACAAAUGUCAUUACCGAGCUGAUGGCUCUACAGUUGAUAGUGACAAAGACAACGCAAAAUUAAAUGGAUUUUUCGAAUGUAAAGGAUCGAAGUGCACGAGAAUAAAAAAACCUUUUAGCUGUGACAGAAUAUGUAAAGAAAAUAUAACCUCCAUAACGAAGAACGUCUUCAUUUCUUCUGGUAAUAAAGUUUACCAGGCUUCUUGCAGUUCUGCGGUCGCAACUACAGAAGCUAAUGGUAACCAAGAAGGAAAAGAAGUUGAGCCUACUCAGUUUUGGAUUACAAAACCUGAUGAAGUAUUUAUGGUGUCAUGUGCUACGGUUCUAUACAAUAUCGAGGAGAAACGCAUAAGUGCCACUGACUGUAUCAACGGAACCUUGUAUAAUUUAGAAGACAUACCGUCGCCUUAUAUGACUUUUAGAGAAUUUUGGAAUUUAUGUGGAAAAUGGAAACGAGUAAUAGAUUCCCAGGAUAAGUUCGUUCCAAUGCAGUCUGCCUUAACUAUAUACAAAAGCUCGCGACUAUAUAUCAAUUUAGAUGGUUGCGUAAAUACACUCAAAGGGGAAUGUUUAGAUUUUCUUAAUUCACAUGGGAGUGAUGGAAAAAAUCAGACUGCACAGUCGCGUUAUCCUUGUUACUAUAAUAAAAAUAACUCCUUUAUGGUAAUAGCCCGAUAUGAUUUGAAACGAACAUGGAGAGAUUUAAUUAUCGCCAUUAGCAUACCAUCAGUUCUCUUCGUGAUUUCUUUUAUAACUUUAUGCAUAAUUAUGCAGUCAGUAAGAGUAGACGAUGACACGAAAAUGCGCUGUAAGUACUGUUUUGUAAAAGAUAAUUCUGACUUAAGUGAAAUGAUACCUGCUAAUAAUAAAUAUGAAAUUUCUUCUCCGGAAUCCGACGAUCCUUCCAGGAGAGAAACGUUAAACUAGAUUUUUAAAAAUAACCUAUCAAAGACUUAUUUUAAAUUUUUAAUAGCAUUAUUACACCAAAGCAUAUAUUCUAACAUGCUGUCUGUGACCAAGUAGUACGUUGUAGCUAAAAGUCAGUGUAUAAAUAUGUGCCUUUUGCGCCUGCACAUUGUGUUGUAGCCUUAUAACCUGUUGCUGUGAGCACAUAUACUUCGUUGUAUAAAUAAGUGUUAUUUGUUAUUUGAUCAUAUUUACUAAAACUGGAUGCUUGUCUAGUUGGAACGUGUUUUACAAAUGUAUAUUUAAAAAAAUAGAUAUAUUUUUUUAAAUUGUCAAUAUCUGUUUAGUACGAGCUAUAAAGAAAAACAAUCACACCUUGACUUUCUACAAUAAAAAAAAAACUCUGAUGGUUUAUUACUCACUAUUGCGAUAUACACAAGAUCUAUCAGGCGAAGCUUACCAACAAUAUUUACAAGACUUAAAAAUAUAUUCAUAAAAUAUUUAUUUUCGAAAUUUAGACAUAAAUCUCCGCAAAUAGCAACAUUAAAUUGAAAAUAUUGAAUUGUUGACAAAUCGCAGUCGACUUAUAUGCUAUAAAUGUAAUGGUCUGUUUUUUAACCAAAUUUGAACGAAUCAAGAAGUAAUGCGCGAAGUACAGCAAUGUGGUUUGUUUUUAUCAUACCAUUUUGUCAAAUUCGUUUACUUCUAGUGGCUAGUUGUUUUUAUUGAAAUAUAAAUAGUACUCAUUUUUAUAUAUACUAAAAUCUUUAAAAACUGUUGAUUGCAUCGGUAUUCUUAAGAGGCGUCCCUAUGGUAUCAAUACAGUUUUAGAAUGUAAUAUCUCCAUUAUUGAGAGAUUUCUUGUUAUGAAAUUUUAAGUAUAACUUGUCUACAACUUUUUCUAUGUAACGCAAAAGCAAGCUUUUUUUUUAAUUAGAUUGUUAUCAUCUUCUUUUUAACAUUUGGGUGAAGUUAAUCAUUACGUAUAUUUAAAAAUGAAUAUCUCGAUUAUUUAUGAAAAUUUCGGAACGCAGGUUUCACUAUUGUUUUCAGCUUAUAAAACUCUAGAAGUUACCCGGGAACCAUUGUCAAGUUUUUUGUUCCAAUUGAGAUACAGCAAAAGGCAGAAAAUUGUCAGUUUUUCCAGGUAGCUUAUAAUUUUGUAAACCGAAAACAGUGAUGAAAACUGCGUUCUGAAAUUGCCACAAAUAAUUGGGAUAUUGAUUUUUAAAAAUGCGUGAUGAAAAACUAAAAAGACGAUAAUAGACUAAUAAAAAAAAUCGCUCUUACGUUAUAUAGAGAAAGUUGUGGAAAUUCAUAACAGUUAAGUCUGCUAACAUGGAGGUACACACAGGUUGGAAAUGUAUUUAAAAUCCCAUGGGCUAAACGCAGAGACACCGCUUCAAGACAUAGGAAGAACAUGAAGUGUUAUUGUAAAAUGAACCUAAUUUUAAAAUAUCUUUUUUUAAAACCAAAGGUAAACAAUAUUGUAAAUAUGUAUUUUUUAUUCAAUAAUGAAGCACUCUUUUCAAACAGAACAGUGGACCUUCGCUUUUUUGAUAAUAAUUUUAAAAUAUUUGCCAUUUUGUAGAAACUUUUCAAUAAUCGACAAAAUUACCUAUGUGGUUUAUGUGCGCAUUAAAAACAUACAACAUCCUAACACCAAAGUUGAUAUAAAAAAUCGACGCGUUUCGCUAAACAGGUAAAAUUCGUCAAUAUGCUUAAAAAUUGGUAAAGAUUAUUUGCAAUAAUUAUUAAGGUUUUUAUUCGAUACGUUUCAUCUGACGGAUCUUGUUUGCAGAGUGGUAAUAAACGAACUCACCAAAUUUCAUAAUUUGAAAUUAUGUACAACAGUAAAGACAUAUUUUUUUUCAAUUUGUUGAAAAAUUGUUAAACCUGCUUUUACAAUUGAUCAAAAAAAAUUAUAAUAAAGCAGGCGCACGCAAUGUAUAGACAGCUCUGGAAGACACAAAGUGAACAGUAUCUACUAUUUUCGUAGCAGUGAUUUGUGAAUUCUUUGGAUAUGUUUACACAAAAAAGAGAAUAUACAUGUGUGAUAAAUCGGUGAAGUUAAAAACAAAAACACUUCAAUUAUGUUAAUUUUACUUAUUUAUAUACAAGUGUGCAAUGGAUAGAAAUAUUGUAAUUGUGUAAACGCUGUUGUUUUUAGGUUAAUUCGGGAAACUUAAUUUAGUACACUACAAAUAUGACAUAUACAUAGGGUUGGCGUCGCAAUUAUGUUUUUAAUUUGCAGCGUACACAUUUUAAUUGAUUUUGAUACUUCAUGAAAUUGCGAUGACAGUGAUAUAAAACAUUUAUAGUCUUUGCUAUUUCUGUUGAAACACCACUUGAUCGUAAAUUUGGCAACGUUCAUGUUCAGACAUACUCUGACCAGAACUCUUGUGCGGAGUCUGCCUUAGGCGUCUAUUGACUUCCAAAGACCCUUGUAAACUUGCCGCAGUCGAGAUGACUGGAAAGGGGUUUGUCCAGAUGGACUGCCAUCUGUAUUACUCGGGGUAAGUUGACAAGUUUACAACGGUGGGUGGUUAAGCCCUCAUAAAAAUUUGUGGUUAACAAUAGACGCCUGAGGCAGACUUCGCACAGGAAAGAGUACUGGUCAAAAUAUAAUUUUUUAACUAAAAUCCGUUCACAAUCCACCGAAAGCGCUUAUCAAUUGCUAAAUUUUAAGCAGGUGGUGUUUCAGUAGACAUGACAAAAACAAGGUGUUUGUUUCGUUUUCAUGCUAUAAAAAAAUUAAAAUUUAAUAAUAUAAAAAAUUGAAGUUGAAUGAAAUAAUAUACUACCACUUUUUUACAAACAAUUGGUGAUAUCUGUUUCAAAAGCAGUCAUUUAAGCAUAUAUUCGUACUGUCGCACACUGAACAGAAAACUUGUUGUUAGUUGGCGACCUGUGGCGAUUAACCCGUUAGCGGACAAAGUGAUUAAUGCCGCUCUAUAUCUAGGGACAAAGCGGGAUAUUCCGUCAACUUUGUGAGCUCCGUAUAAAGUCAAUGCGGGAUUCGCCGUCAAGAAGUCUAUACAGAAUCAAGUACACAAAACUUCACUGUCCCAGGAAGGCAGAUUCAAUUUUGUAAAAUGUCCCACAUUUGGGCAAUGCAGACCUUCAUCCAAACCUAAUGUGGAACCGAUUCCAAAUGUUACACAAAUGCAUUUUUUCGAAAACUGUCAUCAAAUGUUGACAUUUUCGUUAAUUUUUUAGUUUUUUUUUUUAUAUCAAAAACUAAAGUAAAAAAGUAAUAAAUAUUACAUUUGCAACUCCCACAUUUCUAGCUAUACUAAUACCGAAGCGGUAAAACUGCGAUUCUGCGAACACCAAAAAUUUGUCAGUGUCCGCGAACGUGUUAAUAGAAUUAAAGAGUUCUAAAUUACGCAAGAGUCACAAAUAUACCAAAUCUUUUAUAUAUCACCACAAAAAUAAAUUUAAGAGCAUUAAAUAUGUGCUGCGAGCUGGCCAUGGAAUACCUAGAGCUUUUAUUCCGUCCCAAUUUUUAUAAUAAAUGUUUUACAAAAUUAAAAAAUUCAACCUGACGUUAACAUUUAAAAACAAUGGUGUAACUGUGUUUGGACAUCUGUUUUCUUGCCAAUAUAUGACAACUAAAUAUAUAUAUCAGCUUCUCCCUUUAAGCUAAAAACAAAGGCGUUUACAAAUUUUCAAUAUAAUUUACCCGUUCUCGAGAUCUAAGGCCGCGAAGUUUAAUCGGGGGGUUCUGGGACAUCUGUAUACAUAUACAGCCUAUUUUUGUCGGUUACUUUUUGACCUGUACCGUACUGCAGCCCCCAUUAUUUUGAAUUAUAGCGCUUUUUAAAAGUCAGAAACUAAUGAUUGUAGAUAUUAAAAAAAUACAUAUAAAAAUCCCCAAUUUACCAAAAGCCAUGCAAAAUUUAAAAUAACCGUGAUAUAAUAUUUUGUGCAAUAUUUAAAUUGGUUCCAUAGUUUUGAUUAAUUCUACCUACGUAGGUAUGCACAAUCAAAUUUGCUUUCUACAAAAGUGUUUUAAACAUGAGUUGCCAAUUACUAUACAUGUAGAGACAACUGUAAUAAAUAAAUGACGGAGAUAAUUAUUACCAUAAACAAUAACUAAAUAAAGAACUGCUCAUGUAAAAUAUAUCCAAUUUAACACUGAAUUAUCACUGUGACAUUCUCUUUAGAUCGAUCAAAUUGUACACAACAUAUUUUUCAUAUAAAAUUUUCACAUUUUAAUAUAUCUAUAUACGACGUGGUCCAAUGUUAUUUGUGUAUAUAAUAUAUGUAUGAUUUUAGUAUUACACUAUAAUGACAGUUAUUAUUGUCUCUCUCAAAUAUAUUAUCAAAAGGAUAAAAUACUUUCAGAAAUCAUUUCUCUGCUAACACCGUCUAAUUGGCCUUAUUGCAUGUUCCAUUUUUUAUGUAUCUUUUAUAAAGACAAAAAAAAAAGAAAUCACAAAGUGCCAAAA
This is a messenger RNA of Zophobas morio, 5973 nucleotides long. RefSeq lists its product as uncharacterized. Gene Ontology annotation, cellular component: plasma membrane. Bases 143 to 1540 code for a protein of 465 amino acids. The transcript is spliced from 3 exons. NCBI's taxonomy places the organism in Eukaryota, Metazoa, Arthropoda, Insecta, Coleoptera, Tenebrionidae. The record is from RefSeq and is a predicted model, not a curated record. Gene Ontology annotation, molecular function: sodium channel regulator activity. Gene Ontology annotation, biological process: regulation of sodium ion transport.